Molecule: messenger RNA, 14909 nt
Organism: Cherax quadricarinatus
Lineage: Eukaryota; Metazoa; Arthropoda; Malacostraca; Decapoda; Parastacidae
Gene: brun
Product: trafficking protein particle complex subunit brun
Cellular component (GO): trans-Golgi network
Source: RefSeq, a predicted model, not a curated record
GUUAUUAUUUUCAGGGUGUGUCUAGGGUUGAGGGGUCCGGGCGGGGAGGGACAUGAGGUCGUCGGUAAGUGUUAUUCUCUCCAACCCACCGCCCGACACCACCAUGAGUUACCCAGACUACUGCACCAGUCCCCACCACCACCAGACCCUGCUGGUGCUUGUCACUCAAGUGGGGUCCCAAUUAAAGAGCCGUUCAUUUCAUAAACUCUACGAUCGCAUUAGCCGUGUAGGUCAUGUGAAGGUAAGCGAUUCAAAUGGGUCCCAGCGCCCAGUGUGGGUUACCUACCGCCGAGACUACCCUGUGGAGAACAAUGAUUGGGGAGAUUUCCAAACACAUCGUAGAGUUCUUGGCAUAAUCACAAUAGGUCAAGUGGGUAGCCAAAGUGAUCUUAAUGACAUUUGCAAACAACAUGAAAGUCUCAAAGUUAAAUACUCGUCUACAUUGUAUGACUCGAGAUGUAUUAUUUUGGGUCUGAACCCUGAUGGUACUAUGUAUGAAGCAGAUUCUCGUGGACCUUCUCGGGGAACCUCUCCGGAACCUAAUGGGGAGCUGGAUUCUGGCACCCAUCCAGUAACUAUUAAUGGACAUACCCAUCCAACACACGUUAAGAAGGUCUCUGCAGGUAGCACUGAUAGAGACAGUGGUGUGUAUGAAACUGUUAGUAGUGAAGACAAAUCAACAGAGUUUGACAGUCAUGCAGAUAGUCCACAGGGUCUUUCAGAAGGCAUGGCAGACCUAAAAAUCUAUUCAAAUCAUGUUAAUGGGUCAGACUCAGGAAGUGAAAGUACAAGUGAAGUUGGUUGCUGUGAUGAUGCCAAGAUUGAUUCACCUCGGGAUUUAACUGCAGAUUCUGCGCAAGACUCCGUUCACGACUCUGCUCAUGAUACCAGCCAAUCCUCCAUCAGUACCUCGACAUCCCAUUCUUCUAGAGUCUCCCUGCAGCCUCCCUCUAAUUUUAAGACUAGAGCUCUCUUCUACCCAACUGGUGAUCAUGCUGUCAAUAUAGAAAGUCAGCUGCAAGAGUUUGUUAGUUCCUUAUUUUGGGUGCUAGAGUCAAAGCGUCUUGAUAAAAGUCAAGAAAAGUUGGAAAGACCUCCACUUCUGUGUGCUCCAUUUGAACGCAAGGAUUUUAUUGGUUUGGAUAUGGAUUCACGAACCAACAAGAAGCGGUGUGGGGGCCGGUUAAGAAAACAGCUGGCCGACCUGACAUUGCAGGCAGGCUUGCCUACCGAAGCCAUUAUGCAUUACAGCUAUGCAGCAGACACACUCCGAAACUGUAAUGACUGGCUGUGGCUGGCUGCUUGUUUUGAAGGUCUUUGUGCAGCUUCAGUGGUGAUGCUUUACCCCAACUUACGCCGCAGCUCUGGCCUUCAACGUUUUUCAAGUCUCGGAGUUGGGGGUAAUCAAGGAGGCUCAGGUGGCGUAGGAAACAGAAGUCGCAAUGGAUCAGUGAACACCAACUCAUUACCAACAGGCCUUGAUCCCACUAUUGUUAAACAGACUAGUAAACAUUGUCUUUCUCCAGAUGAUAUAGUUGAUAAAUACAGAGAAGCUAUAGUCCAUUAUAGUAAGUAUCGUAAUGCUGGAGUAGUGGAGACCGAAGCUAGUAUCAAAGCUGUACAUGUAUUGAUUGAACAAAGACGGUACCUUAUGGCUGCAGAAUUUCUCUCGAAUGUUGUCUUCAUUAAUCUCCAGCUCUCUGAUGAGGAAAAAUGUGUCAACUUGCAGAUUGCACGGUUCAAUGCUCUGGCAGAUCUCUAUCACCAAAUAGGAUUUCACCGGAAAGCUUCAUUCUUUCGGCGUGUAGCUGCAAUGAGGUGUGUAGCACCUCAGAAUCAACAGCCAGACUGGGGUCAGUGUUAUCGUCUGUUGCUGCAAACAUUGGAGGGAUACAAAAUUUGCCUUGAUCCUUUACAGUUUAGAAAAGAUGGUAGUCAGGGUUGGCCUUCAUUGCAAAUUCAGAUACUGCAGGAGCUAGUGGGUACAUCACGUCGAAUGGGUCAAAAUGCCCUGUGUACACGACAUCAAGCAUUCUUGGUUUGUGCCAUGAUGCCACACUUGACUGAGGUAGAACGUCAGGAAACUGCAAAUAUGUUGGAGUCUCUUAGUGCAAGAAGUGGAAGUGGGCCCGUGCCUCUGGUGGUGCAGGAAACUGGUAUUAUCAUCCCACCUGUCAAUUUCCUCAACUUGCCCAUAUGCAGGAAAGUGCGUACAAUAGCUCCAGUAACUGGUAGAAGAGCAGAGAAAAAGCUUUCCCUAACUGGAGAUGAAGAUUCAGGGCCAUUUAUCUUCUCGCCAUUUACAUCUCUCACUAGCAGUAAUGAUCGCCGUGCUCAUGGCAAAAUGGACUUUGAUUGGGUAGAAGGAGAUAUAUGCGAGAUCUGUUUGGACUUGGAGAAUCCAAUGCCUUUUGAACUUAAGGUUACCAACAUGAUGCUGCUUACUGAAGGGGCUCAGUUUGAGGCUUGGCCAUCAACUGUUGUAUUAAAAGCAGAGAAAAGUCUUCAGGCAGUCACCCUACGAGGACGACCGCUGAGUGCUGGAGAGUUGAGAGUGACAGGUUAUUCCUCUACUGUUAUGGGAGUCAGCAGCAAUUGUCGCCUAAAAUUCAUACCACAUUUUAAGAUACCACAGUACACUAUAAAUGUUGUACCUGCACUACCAUUGAUACAGAUACUGACUGGCAAUAGUAGUACAGGAAGUUUAGGUGCUGAGAAGUCAGUUGGUGAAGAAUGUGGAACCCUUCAUUUGUCUUUGUCUGCUGGGGAAACACACGAGUGUUCUGUGGUGCUGCACAAUGUCUCUUCUCAGCCAGUGGAGGAGCUCAGUAUUACCCUUGACUCCAAAAUGGACAAGGAAAUGAUGAAUCAGGUGUUUCAGUAUAGUGAAGAGAACAUUCAUGCCCAGCUUCCCAUCCCUCCAGGUGGUAAGGCCUCCUUAACACUUUAUGUAUAUGCUGUUUCUGACUUCCUUUGUCCUGGCCGCUUGGAUGAAUCCCUGGAAACAACUAGUUUGAUAUCUGGCAGUGAACCACCAUCUCUGAUAUCAGGUGGACCUCCCUCCCUACCCUCCAGACAAUCUGCAGCUACCUCAAGUACCCGUGGGGCACGCGCCCGUCGGACAGACUCGUCUGCAUCGUUAUUAUCAUCACGCUCAGGAUCCAGUGCAAGGUCUGGAUCAUCAACCUCCACUCAGGCACCUUCGUCAAGUAUUAGAACUCGAGCUACUCUAAAUACCCCUGGCUGUACUGGAAGAACACUAGAAGCCACUUUGAUGAUAAAGUAUUCUGGUGGAUCAGGAAUGAGUGCCGAACUUUGCCGUAGCACCCAGUUAUUGAUUAACGUUGAAGUAACACCAUCACUACUGGUGACCAGAUGGGAUGUUCUUCCUGCGGAAUUACCCCACCAGUGCUAUGUAGUACUGGACCUUCUCAACUGUGCUUCUCAUGAGAUGGACCUUCACUAUACACCAACCAAACACAUUCUUAUAGAAGCUGGAGAUUCUUGUAGAGUUCCUGUUCCUGUUGACCGCUGUCCACUUGCUACUCUCACCCAGGAUGCCAGUGAAAAUGAGACAGGCUGGGGUUGGUCUACAGUCCUUGGUGGUCAUGUUGCAUCUUUAGUAGAGCUGCAGUGGACAUUAGGCCCCAGUGACACACCUGGUCGGGCAUCCCUUGCAGGUAUCACCUUCCCACCGUCCACUCAUGACCUGAUUACCAUGGCUCCAAUACACUGGGAUGUUCAGGUAGAUGGGCUAGAUGUACUUGGAGGAACGGAAAAUAGUGGAGUGGUUGGCCGCACACUGGAAUUAAGAGUAGGUAUAACGAAUACCAGUGGAGCUACUCUUCCCCCACUCAGUCUUCGCAUCACUGCCUUUCAGGACCACCAGAAUGGUCAUCUAAAUUAUCGUCUAGAAGCCAAGAUGACCACUACAGGAGCCACAAAGUUAACUACACCACAGUUAGCCGAAGGUGAAGAAUUCCAGCACUGUUGUGGGCUUGUGUUCUUCACCUCAGGAGUGUACAAAGUAGAGGUGACAUGCUCUCCAGCAGCAGCUGUUGCCCAGACUUCAUUUUAUGAAAAUGUCACCCCAGCACACCAACAUGCUUGGAAGUUUGCUCCACCAUUGGAGAUAACCGUGACUGAUGUAUGAUUUUGGUGCUAUAUUUCAGAUAAAUUAAAAUUUGUAAUAAAUAUUUAUGAAGAAUUUGAUUGCUGAACAUUUGUGAUUGAUUCCUUAUAACUGAGAAUGUUUUCAAUCAUGUGUCAUGAAUCUUAUUUAAAUACAUGUCAACACAGAAAAAUGUAGUGAUCCGAGACUUAUUGAUAAUACAUGCACUGUCUAGAAUGAUUGCAUUGUCCUUAUAAACCAGUGUACUAAUAUAUAUACAUGUUAAAUAUAGCCACUUAAUAUUCGGGGUGCUGUACUUCUGUAAGUCAUGGUAAAUUUUUUUUAUGAAGUAACAGUAUUCCUGUGGCACAAAAUAAUAUCAGUAUUAUGACUGUGGUCUUCCCAGUGGAGCAUCGUGUCUGGGGUAGUCUUAAAUCUUGAGUUUUUAUUGGAGUUGAAAGUACUUGUUCUCUAUUAGAUCAUAAAACUUUCUGGACUCCUCCACAGGAACAAAAGACUACUGUAUGUAUAGUCACUCCUGCAAUAAUUGUGUAGUGUUGCAAGAUGCCAUCCUCUGGGUAUAAUUAUAUGUUGUUAUUCAGAAUGUGCCAAGAAGUGCAUUGUCAUUACAAGUAAGACGGUUAAACUCUUAUGUAUAAAGAUGACUUAAGUUGUUAAAAUACGAGAUUUUGUUGUUGCUUCAGAUUUUUACCUGAAGAUGUAUAUGGAUAUGAGCACUGUAUGUAUAGGUUGAUUUAGACUGUACAUAGAUUGGUUUAGAGAUAAUUAUCUUGACAUAGUGUCAGGCAUGUACAGGAGUUGCUGUUGGAAAUAGUAAUUUUUAUAUAAAGUAUAUAAACUGCAUUAUUACAACCAAAGUACCAUAGUGAUAUAUAUGUAUAUUAAGCAUAUAAUGUAUAGUUCUGUUAAUGUAUCAUAAGUUUACUGAUUUCAUAUGUACAACAGCACAACAUUUGUGCAUUUUGAACUUUGUGAUAUGUAAAAUUGUGUAUGAUAAUGUAAAGAAAAUUUCCUAAUACUGUAUCGGAGUCUUUUAGUUGUUGCUUAUUUUGCUAUGCCCUUCAUUACAAUAAUUUAUAUUUCUCACAUAUGCACUUCAGAAGUCUUGCAAACGUGUACAAGUUUUUAAUCUCCUCAAUGGAGAUAUUUAUCUUCUUAAUCUGCUAAACAACUCUUGAUGGUUUUAUAGCAGUAGGACACUGACAGUAUAUCACACUAUUCUCGUUGAAAAACCCUUACCAAGUGAGUUGCUAAUGGUUACACAAAAAGCUGCAAAGUGGUAAUAACCACCUUUUUUUUUGGGGGGGGGGGGGGUUGCCAAUUCUCUAGUCAGUACAAAACUGUAGUGACAAGAUCUUGGCAAAUUCCAAUAUUAAUGUGUAGCAGUACUUUGAUUAAAGCUGCCACAUGUUUAUCAAAGAACUUUACUGGCUGCUAGUACCAUAAAUCAUAGGCCUUUUUACCCCAUUCCUACCUCCUGAAUCUGAUCUUGCUUCUACACCAAUACAUUCUUUGGUAAUUUCAUAAGUCAUUUAAUAUACCAGUAAGUGCAGAACUUCACACUUUCAAGUAAUUCUGUGAUAAUUUAUAGCAGUCAAUUUUUUUUUUUCCAACAAAUUGGCCGUAUCUACCAAGGCAGGGUGACCUAAAAAGAAAAACGAAAGUUUUUUUCUUUCAAAGUUUAGUAAUUGAUACAGAAGAAGGGGUUAGUAGCCCCUUGCUCCCAGCAUUUUAGUCACCUCUUAUGACAUGCAUGGCUUAUGGAGGAAGAAUUCUGUUCUGCUUUCCCAUGGAGAUAAGAGGAAAUAAAGAAGAAAGAAGAACAAUUAAGAAAGAAAACCCAGAUGUGUAUGUGUAUAUAUGCAUGUACAUGCAUGUGUAGUGUGACCUAAGUAUAAGGAGAAGUAGCAAGAUAUACCUAGGUGGUAACCUGCAUGUUUAGGAGACGGGAAAAAAAGAUACCAGCAAUCCUACCAUCAUGUAAAACAAAUCCCAGGUUUCCAUUUCACACUCAGCAGGACAGUAGUACCUCCCCUGGGUGGUUGGUGUUAUAUCUUUUUAUAAGGUGAAGAACUUUAUCACCUCAUUUAAAUGUGAUUUGACUCCGAGUGCCGACUGCUUUCCAUGGUGGAUGGAUUACUGUGAUCCUAGCCUUUGGCAUUACUUCUGGGAUGCCUUGCCUAAAUGGCAGCAACGUGAAGAUUAACAAGGUGCUACUCUGAUAUGUAUACUCUGAAUAGAGAUACUGUGAAUAAGACUAAAGAAAGAUACUUUUCUGAUAAGCAACAGGUCAAGAUUUGAAGGAAUGUGUCAGUUACUGGUUGCGAAAAGUUUUCAGAUUACAGUUAGUAGCUAAUUCAGUUAUUGCAGAGCAUCCCAAAGUAUAUGCUGCUCUUAUCUGCCACCUGUCAAACAUGAGAGCCAACCCAGAAUGGUACAAGAACAAUACAACAGCAAUAAACAACAUUGAAAAAAUGGCAGAGGCAGCAAACAGAACAGCAAAGCUAAUGAUAGUAGGAGAUUUUAACCAUGAAGAUACAAGCUGGGAGAACUAGAACCCAGAUAAGGGUCCAGAUAUAGAGAAGUAUGUUGCAAGAGUUGGUAAUGCAGAAUUAGUAUAGUACUUGUAAGUAUAAUACAGUACAGAAUGUCCUAAACCAACAUGAAGAGUAGAUGAGAAAUUAUGACUUCAAAUUAUGAAUGCAGUUCAGUGUGUGACUAAUAGACUGAGAAUUUUUGUGGUUAUGUCUGUCAUGACAGUAAAUUAGUGAUAAUAGCUGUGAAUUGGUAUUGAUAUUACCACUCAAACUUUCCUUGGAUCAAACCUGAUUGCCUACCAUUCUCAGUGUUGUAUGACCCCUAAAGCUUUAGUGCUUCACAUGAAUACAAUAAUUGAUAUCAAGUUGUCAGGAUAGAUACGAACCAGUAACAUGACAGCAAAUUACCGAUAAUUUUAGAAACUGUUUAUGGCACUGAAACAAAAAAAAAAAAUUCUAGAGCUAUGUAAAUCAUUCAAGUCAACUCAGUGGUUUCUCCUGUAAACAGUCUAAACCUCACUUCUAAAAUUGUUCUGGAGACAAUCUUAUUUCUGUUUGUAAUUGCCUGUCUAUGUAUUUGAGUUUAGGAAGGGAGUUAGCUCUUGCUUUGAAUAUAAUAAUUCUAAUACUAAUAAUAAUCACUUCUGUAGCCCUCGCACUGCCUUUUUAGUUUUUCCCUUCUUUCAUUUAUGUUCAUUUUACAAUGGAAUAUUAGAGCAAAGUAUAUAUAUACAGUACUGUACUUCAUUCAUGGCCCUUCUUUAACAUGCCCUGGUGCCCUACUUUAUAAGUUUUCUUUAAUGUAUAAACUCUUGGAUGUCUGAACAAAACACUCAUUGUACCAAUUUUUACAUUCCUCCUUUCCCACAUUAGAUCACCCUUCAUGCUUCUGCCCCUUUUACUAUGCAGCACUCUGGAACCCAUGUGGGUUUAGCACUUAUUUAGAACACGUGUAUAUACAGUAGUCCCUACAGAUUUGCAGGGCUUGUGUUUCUAACAUUCCUCAGGUGUUGGUAUUGCAAAUGAUAUAAAAUUGAGUCUGCAUAUCAAAUUUUGUUUCACAUUUAGGUAAUUUUUUAUGUUUUUUUUUAAAUAUAUUGGCCAUUUUCCCCAUAGAAGCUGGGUGACCCAACAAGGAGGAAAACAUUUUCAUUGUUAUUCAUAUCUCUAUCUUUUAUGUUGAUUGCCCAUCAGUGAAAUCUUUACAUAACCAAAAUCCAUAAAUAUGGAGGCCCAAGAAUUUUGUAGUGCUGUCCAGUGUAUGAUCUUGGUAGCAAUUACUUCACUACUUUUUACCAUUUCAAGCACAUGUUUUGACAUUGAUGAAUUUCCCUUUUUAGUAUUUUUCAUUAUAGAUUAUUCAUUAUUCUUCAGUUUACAAGAAACAUUUGGGAGGUAUCAAAAACAAUUCUGAAGUCUGAGCAAUUCAGUGAAAAUUAAUCUGUUGUCUGACUUUCCUCAUACAUUCCAAAAUGCACCCAUGCCUUGUUUUAUCCACAUGCCAUAUUUAUAUAUUGUAUAUGCUGUAUUUUUCUUACAUUUAUUUUUUAUUCUGUAACUCAUCAGGGGGGUGGGGGGACCUUGCAUUUUUUGAAGAGUACAUUUUUGCCUUUUAUUUUAGUCUUAAAAAUUUUCAGUAAUUUACCUUUUUUUUUUUUUUUUUUUAACUCUUUCAGGGUCGAGACCUUCGAUCCUGAACUCGUUCUCAGGGUAGAAAAUUUUUCAAAAAAACGAAAAUACUUUUACCUGUGAAACAAUAGAGAAUCUUUUCCUCGUGGUAAUGACACCAAAAGUAUGAAAUUUGAUGGAAAACUUAGAGAAUUAUGCUCUCGCGAAGUUAGUGGUCUCAAUGAUAUAUACACAUUGGUGAUUUUGCCCACUUUGAGCCCUAUUUUUGACCAAUUCCAGUGUUCCAGUUGACUAAAUUCAUAACUAUUUCGCUAGAACUUCAUUUGUUCUAUCGAUUGAGCACAAGAAACCUCCCAUGUACUGAUUUCAAGUAUGCAGUAAAGUGGUCAGAAAUUGGCAAUUUGGGAAAUUUCAAAUGAUGCCAAUUUCAAAAUAGGGUCCAGAAUAAACAAGAUGCAUUCCUGGCACUAAAAUAACAUUUUCUCUGUUCAUUAGUCAUGUCUCCAGGCCCCUCUUGCAUUUCUCUUGCUUUCCAUUUUGAAUUUUUAUUGGAAGAUUUACUUUUAUGCAGACUACUGCAUUAUUGUAAAAAUGGUAUAAAUAAUAUCAGCGCACUUGUGACUCGCCAAUUGAUGUGUAUUGGACACCUGGCGUGAUGAUUUGUUUACUCUUGAACAUCAGCAAAAAUCGAACAUUUCUGCUACUUUGAGCUCAGUUCCAAGGUACUUUUCAUUGUGAAACCAAUCAAAAUCAUCUCCAUUUCUGUAAUAUAUCUUCCAUUCUAUCAAAUGAGACCAAGAAAACGAGAAAUACAACCAUAAAUACCACAUGAAAAUACACUGCAAAGUCACUGUUUUAAACCAAAAAUACGGCCUGAGUUUUUUUUUUCUCUUGCACUGUACUGCAGGAUUUUUUUUUAUUCUGCACACACUGACCACACAAAUCCAUUCUUUCAUAUGUAGGCCUACCAGCUUUCUCUCGCUAGAUUUGAAGGCUCUAAAGCGAAUUUACACGUUCAAGUAUGGCACCAACCCUGGCUUUCAAGCCAUACAAGUACAGCAUUGACCUUGAAACGGUUAAGCAUUUCCAACUAUUGUUAUGACCAAUAACAUUGAGAAGUCAGUAGGUGCCUCAAAGUCAUUACUUUCUGAGGCACAGUACGAGAAUUGAACAGAUGAUAAUGUUUAAUAAAUAUGAGAAAAUAGUAAGUACACCUUGAAAAUUGUUAUCCUGUAUUAUAGAGCUCAUAAAUUAGCUUGAUCAUCAAUUCAGUAUUGCAUACAGAUGUUUUUGUACAAUAUCAAGCCUUGUUGAUGAACUAUGUUGUAUAUAAUGUACACUUUGGCUUGAUAAAUACUAUUACAUUCAGCCGUCAAUAAUUUGCAAGGCUUUCUUAAUAUUUUGCCCCUUGUUAAAAAAAACACUCUUUACACAAUUCCACUUUUAUCAUAGUUUUUAUAAUUACCAGGAUGGCUGUAGGGACCCUGGAGAUCUUUCAGGCGAGUCUUUUGACAUUAAUAAUGUAAUUCAGGUUAUUUUAACUUAGUAUGAUAUUUAUUUGUAUUGAACAUUUUUUCAUGUUUAUAGUAUUUAUUUUUUGUUUAUUGUGAAUGCAUUUUACAUAAUUUAUACUGCUAAAAGUACUUAUUGGCCUACAUGGUCAAGCACUCUAAAUAUUGUUACUAUUACUAUUUACACCAUCUUCAGCUUAUACAUUAUUUUUUGUGACUCUUUGAGGGUCCAAGCCAUAGAUCUAUGCCAUGUCCACAGGAUCCAAGCUGUAGUUCUGUGCCAUGAGCUCAGCUCACUCAGAUAAGCUGUGAGCAGUAAAUUUGGACCUAGAUAUAAGAGAAUGGAUCCAUGUGGUAAGUGUGCACCAUAUACAUAAAUCCUGCAGCACACUGCAUUAGAAAAAAAAUGCGACCGUGUGUUUGGAUUAAAACACUGACUUUGUGGUGUAUUUUCACAUGGUUUUUACAGUUGUUUUUGCGGUUUCGUGAUCUCAUUUGAUAAAAUGGAAGAUGUAUUACAGAAAUAUAGAUUUUGAUUGGUUGUAGUACUGAAGAUAGCUUGAAAUUGAGCUCAAAGUAGCGGAAAUGUUCGAGUAAACAAAUGACAUCAUGCAUCCAAUACACGUCAACUGGUGGGUCUAAUAUAUAUUCACACGUGCUGAUAUUAUUUAUACAAUUAUUACAAUAUUGCAUAACAGUAAAUCUUCAAUUUUUUGGUGUGAAUAAAAAUUCUGUAUGUAAAUAAAAAAUUAAAAUGGAAUUCAUCUGUAACACUUGGAAACGUAACUAGUAAACAGAGGAAAUGUUAUUUUAGUGCCAGGAAUGCCUGCAUUGUUUAUUCUGAACCCUAUUUUGAACUUUGUGAAAUUGGCCAAAUUACCAAUUUCUGAUCACUUUUAUUGGGUAGUUGAAAUAGUUGAUUGGGCAGUUUCUUGUGCUCAGUCAAUAAAAUAGUAGUAAUACUAGCAAAAUAGCUAAGAAUUUGGGCCACUGGAAUAAUGUAAUUCGCCUAAAAUAGGAGUCAAAUUGGGCAAAAUCGCUGACAGUAAAAUUCGCAAUAGUGUAAUUUCAUCAAUUUUCCAUAAAAUUUCUUACUUUUUUUUACUACCUUCAGAAAAAGAUUCUCUACCAUUUCAUAAGAAUUUUUUUUUUUUGUGGGGGGGGGGGGAAUUCUUGAACCCUGUGGAGAAAGUGUAGAUCUACAGUUCAGGCCCUCAACGGGUUUAGUUUCCAGUGGUUGUAACUCGGUCUCCUCUGAGCUCCAAUCCCAGCAGUGAAGAAAAUAGUGUUUUAUUCCACCAUUUUUCAUAAUUUGAAACUGCUGUCUCCUGUUUAUUAUGAUAGAUCUUCUGGAUUUACUUUCAAGUCAGAAUUUAGUAUACACCCUAUACAUAAGAAGUCCAUGUUCUGAGAGAAUGAAGGGAAUAGUGUGGAAACAUUGUGUUGACACCCUUGUUUAGUGGUGGGCCUACUAUCUAAUCCUGGUAGAAUUGUACUUAGGUAUAUUUUCCUGUAAAGAAUAUAGUUGUAAUUUUGCAUAGAGCAAUGUGACUUGACAAGAAUGCUGCAUAGUAGAGGGUAAGAAAUUCUUGGGUCAGCCUAAAAGCUGUCCUAUGCCAGUUGUAUCGUGGGACACCUUCACCAUCUUUCUUUUUCGUGAUUUGGUUGUAUCCUGGAUUAGCCAGAUCUAAUGCUAUCUUUAGUAUCAAAUGCCUUCUUGUGGUCUUCAGAAAAUUCAGUCCAUCCAGCCUUCUUCGUUUUACUUUUGUUAGUGUCGUAGAAUUCUAAGAAGUUGGUAAGACAAGACAUGCAUUCUCUUAACUGGUGCUGGUUAUUGUUUAUGAAACUUCUCUUCAUGUGUUCUAUCACUCCUGAUUAUCUUCUCCAUUAUCUUGCAUUAAUGUGCAUGUCAGUGAAACUGAUCUGUAGUUUAAUGCUUCCUCUCGGUCUCCUUUCUUAUAUAUAUAGGGUCAUCAUGUAUCAUCUUACAGAUAUCUGGCAACUGUCAUGCAUCCAUUGGCUUGAUCAUUGCUAGUGGCUCAGUGUGUUUCUGCACCCUCUCACAGACUCCGUGGUGAGACCUUGCUGGGUCCCAUUGCCUUUGAUGUAUUCAGCCCCAGUACCUGUCAGAGCAGACUUCCUUAUUUUCCCUAGCCACUGCCAAUAACUUAGCCCUCCAUGUUUCCAGUACCUCAUGUGGGUCCUGGCUCUCCCAUCUAUUUCUGGGUGGUUGAAAUCACCCGUGAUACAUAACUUUCCUUUAGCUCUAUGUACACUUCUGACUGCUUCAUUUAUGGUGUCAAUCAUUACUGUUGUUGUUGUCUUCAUAUUCCAGUGUCCUACUUUUAUAGAUCACUGCAACUACUACUAUGAGUUUCCCAGUCUUAAGCCCACUAUGUAGUUGCCUGUCAGGUAUCUGAUGAUUCCAUCCAUCUCUUCAAAACGCCACUGAAAUCUGAUUAGCAGUGAAAUUCCUCUGCCUCCGCUAUUUCCUCUUUCUAUUUUAAUCACUUUGAUAUCCUAAGAAUAUCGCAUCUGAUAUUUCAGUUGUCUUUGUGAUAGCUGUGAUGUCUGGGGUUACCUCUGCUAUUCAUUUUUUUAACUGUCUUUUUAUUUGUUAACCCAUCUGCAUUUGUGUACUUCAAGCCGAGCCUUCUUUUCCUUGCUAUACACUGGUUUGUCACGUAGUCAUUCUGCAUGUUGCUCAUCUGACUGAAGUGGGGAAGGUAGGGCUAGGAUAGUGUGUGCAUCAUUGGAGAGGGGAGGGAUCAGCAAUAAGGUUGCGAGGAUAAGGGAAAAGGGUGGGAGGGGGAGCAAGUUAAGUUGGACCCUCCAGGAAAGGGGCUAGGGUGCAUCUCAAGGAGUUCCUCGAGACUGGGUGUUCUCUCCUGCGUCCUUGUCUGCUACUCUUCUCUGUACCUGAUGGGGUUUUGCAUAUGCCUUCAACUGUUCCCUCUCCGCUACUGUUCUGUCCCGAUCUGGGUACAGUGUAUACUACUGGAUCGGGACAGAAGUGUAAGGGAGUGAGGACUUCUUGUGCUGAUACGAGACCAACACCUACUGAUGCAGUUUGGAUAUCAAAUAGAAAUGCUAAGAUACCUCCUAAGAUACCUCCACCAUCUGAGGGGUGAAAUGAAGUACUGUACAUCCUUGAUGGCUCCUCACUACUCCAAUGACUGUCAUGGCCACAUGAUGAUACAUCUGAUUCUGUCUGCAAGAUGUAUGUUCAGUAUGUUACUAGAAAGUACAAAUCUAUUGUAAUUGUUUUUUGAUGGAUGUUGAAUCAGUCCCGUGAAGGAUGUAAUAUGUCUUUGUCGAACAAGAGAAUUUACCACUCUAAUUUUUUAUUAUUAUUAUUAACACAUUGGCUGAUUCCCACCAAGGUAGGGUGGCCUGAAAAAGAAAAAUUUUCAUCUUAUUUUUGUACAGGCUUCAAAGAAUUAAUCAUAAGUUAUUUACUGGGUUAUAUUUUAUAUAUAACUUUCAAACAUGUUUACAUUUUCUUGCUUUUUUACACAAAGAACUUACAUUGGGUCCACAGCAACGUGCUCAGAAAUUGCACAUAAUUCCUGUGCCUGCCGUCAACACUGCAAAAUUUCCUAACACUUUUUAUUAAAGCGGUAAUAAAUCCAUAUAGCACAGUUUGACACUACACCAUAUUAGAGCAGAAUGAAUAAUUAGAUGAGCUGUGUGCCUAAUUCCCACACUAAGGAUUGAACUUGGAUAAAUAGAUCAGCAAUGUUCACUACUAGGAUAUGCCAGAGUGUAAUGGUGUUUGUUUAUGUUACCUUGGACCUGGUGCACCUGUUUUAUGCCUGAUGGAUUAUAUGUAGCCAGGUUUAUUAAAUGCAGUACUGUAUAAAAAUAAAACUUUUUUAUCAGUGUAAUAUACCAACUAUAUUCACUAAUUAAUUAUCAGGUAUGUCUGAAAUGUUUUGACUAAAAAAACAACAUAAUGGAUAAUGUAACUGUUAUAACUAAGUGAUAGUAAACAACCAUUAUAUACCAGUAUACCUUAACCUUUGUAACUCUUCCACUAACACAGCACCCUCUCAAACAUCCUAAAUAGCAUGGAAACAUUUAUGAAAUAGUCAAGCCAUUUCAUUGUCUCAGGUCUUAUUCAAAGUAUAGUACAUAUAUACUGUAAUUUUUUUUUUUACCCUGAAAAUUUUUAAAGUACUGUACUCUUUAGAAAAAUAAUAACUCAUCAAAACUGUUUGCUUCUAGACAUUUAAGAAUGUUACAUUCUUUAGAACCACCUGAUUCCAGUCUAGAAAAAAAUAAACAAACUUUCUUAAACUAUGAAUACACAGUACAGUUAAACCUCAAUUUCAUAGAUUUCAGGAAAACUGCUGAGUAAAAUAAUCUUGAAAAAGACAAAGUCCACUGGUAACAGAACUGUCCAUUAUUACGAUUUGCUGGGUAAAUUGAUCUUGAAAACGGUGGACAAGGUUCAUUAGUAACAGAAUUGUCAAUUAUUCAAAUGCAGUAAAACAAUCUCGUUAUUCACGUGUGCAGGACACCCUCUUCCUCCCCUUCCUUCCUUCCUUGAAGUUUCACUGUACAGUAUGCACAUUUUAUGGCAGGCAUUCAUUAAAAAUUAUAUAUAUAACCAUAAGAUGUAAAUUUCUCUGAAACUAAAAGUUUUAAAAUGGUCUAUACAAAUCAUUCCAUAAAGCAAAACAUGUUCAAAUUACAAUUAUUUUAAACUUAUCUAAAGCAUAGAGGCAAGAGUGUACACCAUAAAAAUAUUGGCUUGAAAUGUACAAGGAACUAUUGAUCUUGUACAGUAUCAUUGAAUUUUAACCUUUUGUGCUUCCAGGGUGAUUCAGUAAAUUACAGUACUCUGCUUCAAUGUAAAUACAAUACAACUAAUAUCUAAUAAGAAUUUUAAUGUUUUCAGAUUUAGCUCUUAAAUAUACACAGGUAUGCUAGGCAUAAACAGUGUAUUAUAAAAUAUAUAUUAAUAUUAAAAUGAUAAUGACAAGUCUCUUGUGGUCAUGUGGGUGUUCCUGUCAAACUGGAAAACAAGAAAUAAAAGCAUAUGCUUUUCAAACUUCAUGAGUCUAUAAUCAGAGAAAGAUACGGUAAGUGUGCUCA